This is a messenger RNA of Fusarium graminearum PH-1, 741 nucleotides long. RefSeq lists its product as uncharacterized. The coding region runs from base 1 to 741 and encodes 246 amino acids. The record is from RefSeq and is a predicted model, not a curated record. Lineage: Eukaryota; Fungi; Ascomycota; Sordariomycetes; Hypocreales; Nectriaceae. The transcript is spliced from 5 exons.
AUGCAAAUAAAGAGUGUUCCGUCUCCAGACGCAAGAAGCCGAAAUGGAAGGGAUCAUCGCUCUGGGGGUAAUGCUAGCCCAUUCUUGUACAAGGCCCAAGCAUUGGCUCCCUGCCCUGCAGCCACUGGAACCUCGUCAAGCACUUCCAGUGGAGAGCGUGGACUGGCUGAGCUAAGCGAAGUCACAGUGCGCUCCUCGGGCCUCGCUCUCGCUCCCGCUACAGUUGACGAUAGGUCCAUUGAUUUUCCAUUCCCUUCCCUUUUGAUUGUAGCAUUACACAACACCAACACCAAAUCUCCCCUUUCACUCCAGGACAUUUUAUUCUUCUUCACAUCGCACAACAUUGCGCACGCGUCCCCUUCCAGAAACCCGACGGGGAGACCUCGACUGUCUGAGCGCCACGAAUCUGAAACUGAGUCACCUAGACACGGUCCUUGUCUUGUCUUGUAUAAACUCAACCACGCCAAGAAGCACAGUCAGAACACUGUACUAUCCAUUCAAGACACAACGGUGCCUCCGCCAUGCAGCGCUUACCCCGGUCUAGCACCCCUUCCAACGGAACCGCAUCCUCUACUGUACCAGCAAGUUUCUAUUCGCCAUCAGAUCAUAGCGCAGGUACCCCCAGACUCUUCCCCCGCAAGGGUCCAGUCUCGGGUACCGGUACUUGGCGGCCAUGAUUUGAAGAGCAAGCUCGCGUCGCCAACGACGACCCUUGUGGGACCAGGAAGCAAGAUUUUCUAG